Molecule: messenger RNA, 477 nt
Organism: Fomitopsis serialis
Lineage: Eukaryota; Fungi; Basidiomycota; Agaricomycetes; Polyporales; Fomitopsidaceae
Exons: 4
Coding region: 1-477 (158 amino acids)
Source: RefSeq, a predicted model, not a curated record
AUGACGUCUGAGGCGCUCGACCCUGUAGACCUGUUCUUGGCGUACUCGUUCUCGGAGGAUGCGGUGUACCAGCAAGGUGUAGAGAGCAUAGUGGCUUCGGGGGCAUUUGAGGGGAAAUUGGAGGAAGAGAGGGCCAUGCUCGUGCGCAGCUCGCAGGUUUUCUACUUCAAUCGCGCUGCUGGCUCGUCUAUCACGGUGGACGAUGUAGUCCAGCGCGAACGGCAGCGCCGUCCUACGACGAACGUUGUCAAUGGCAAUGCGCCUCCCACCGAUCUCGCCGCGGAGCCAUCACAGCAGUCGCUUGCGCCCGAGGAUGAACCGCGCACUCUCAGCUUCGCCGAGCUCAAAGCACUCAUCGAGCAAGGCAAGACAGACCAGAUACCAAAUAAUCGGCAAAUACCCGACGAACUCAACCAAGCGCCACCUAGCCAAUCGACUGCUAGUGUGCUCAAGAAGCCUUGGGAAACCAGACAGUAG